Setaria italica (foxtail millet) is the source of this 3265-nucleotide messenger RNA. Its product is annotated as ankyrin repeat domain-containing protein EMB506, chloroplastic. The transcript has 7 exons. Gene Ontology annotation, molecular function: chloroplast targeting sequence receptor activity; protein binding. Bases 1805 to 2725 code for a protein of 306 amino acids. The record is from RefSeq and is a predicted model, not a curated record. Gene Ontology annotation, biological process: protein targeting to chloroplast. Gene Ontology annotation, cellular component: chloroplast outer membrane. Lineage: Eukaryota; Viridiplantae; Streptophyta; Magnoliopsida; Poales; Poaceae.
GUCUCCCCACCCACCAUGGCCGCCGCCACCCUGAGCUCUUCGCCGGCCAAAUCCUCAAGCCACGCCGCGCCAAAACCCAAUCGCCCCCACCAACAGCUCGCCCACCUUCUGAGCUCCACCCCAGACCCCUUCACCUUGAGCUCCGGCCACUGCUCCGCCGGGAUUCCAGGGAUUUCCGGCCAACCGUGCACCACCGUCUGCCCGAGCUCCGCUCACCGUCGAGCUCCUACUCCCGGUCCUCCUCAACGUCAACCAACUCGUCAAACCGGCUCAUGGUGAGGCACUGGAACUCAUCUCUCCGCUUUUUCUUUCUCUUCAAGUUUCCACGGGCGUUUCCGACCUCGCCGCCACGGCCGUGCUGCCAUGACCGCCCGGUCCGCCGCCGGCCAUGCUCCGGCUGGCUUUCCACCACGAAAAGUAGCUGGUUUUGUGCGCGUGCUCAAGCUGAUCCGUUUCGUGUGCUUCUCCUCGCCGGACCCCUGCUCUCCGGUAGGGAAAUCGCCGGUCAUGACCGCCGCCGCGGCCUUGACCUGGCACGCGUGUGGGCACGAUGCGAGGGAGCUAGCCUCACAGGAUCGGUAGACGUUGGGCGUCGCGCAACCUCUUCCCUCUAGGUCGCCUGCCGGCGAGCACGUCCUCUCCAUGGCCGCCGUGAGCCAGCGCCGCCUCUUUCUUCCAUGGGCGUAGCGAUUGGGGAGGGAAGGAGGAAGAAGGUAUGGACGUGUGGGCCCACACGUCAGUGGCACAGAGAGAAUAGAUGUAGGGGGUAUUUUUGUCCAUACGAAAGAUACAUGCGCCUGCAGGUGGGCCAAGGUCGUGGGAGACGUUGAAAAUGGCAUGGUUCGAGUUUGGAACGAAUUGUAAUGGAUAUUUGUAAUGCAUAUAUCUAAUUGACCUUUUUUUUCCCUCCUUGCUUCCUCCCUUGGGGCUGCUGUUCGUGGAGUUUCUUUUCUAUUCCUCUCGGUUUCUCGUGAUGCCACUUAAACGAGCUUCUAUCAGCCGUUAGGAAAUAAAUUGUCAAUUAUUCUGAAAAGGAAAGAUAAGAAGAGUCGAUGGUCUUUACGCAAUGUAAACCAAUAUUUUUGAAUGUAACAUGCAAAUACUAAGAUGAAAUUUUCAUGGAAAGAAAUUGCAACUUUGAGCAGAAAAAUGGUAGGACCCGUCUCUAUCGUUUCUCGAUCAAAGCAAAAGCCAAAAGUAUUGUGGAAUCUCGAUCUCUGUUUGAUACCGGUCUAUCCCAUAAAAUUAGCAUUGUUUUCUACUACAUCAUUUUCUAAAAAAAAGUACAAUAGAUCAAGUUAAAACAUGGAUUUCAGUUCAAGUUUUGACAUUAUCCACCAUUCCAUUGACAAAGCUUCACGGUAAAUAAAAAGGCAGAAUAGCAAUGUGUAAUCAAGGGGAUUAGCAAAGUCAGGCCUAGGUGCAAGCACUACAUAAAGUUGUAAUUGAAAUCUCUCUUUUAUGCUUUUAUUAAUACAAUGGUACACGAUCUCUUACAUAUUUAAAGAAAUAAUAGUAGUACAAAAGUAUAAUUGACUAUUGCUCAAAAGACUCUUGCAAAUUGAGGAGGAACCACUGAAUUCUUAUAAACAAAAUCGUUUGAAAAGACUCUCUCUCAAAGAUAAACCCAAAACAAUUUUGUCUCUCCCUUUCGCUUCGAGCUGGGGUUUAAUCUGAUAUAUAAUCUGGACGCUUGAGUCCCGAUCCAAAGGUGGCAGUUGCUCACACAGUCGCACCUAAUCCGAGCCGACCCGGCGGUGAGCAAACCCCGCGAAGAAGACAGAGCACAGGCGUCGGAGUCGAGAUGCUCCCAUGGGCGGCCAGUCCGGCCACGGCGUCACCAGCCACCACUCCGCCCACCGCCGCCGUCUCCUUAGCUCCUAUUCUCCGCGCCGCCGCUCCCCGCCUUCCACCGCCUCUGUACCGCCCGCUUCCCCUGCUGCUGUGUGCUGGCCUCAGGGCCCCACCGCGCGCCGCCUCUUCCGACGGCGACGUCUUCUGGGAGGAGCCGGACGACGGGUCCGGAAGCGACUAUGAGAACGAAGCGGAGGAAGAGACCGAGCGAAGGAGGAGCUCGCGUUUCCCGUCCUCUUCGCCGUUCUCCAGGCUCGAGGCGGCGCGGCAGCAAGAACAGGAGCUCCGGAGAGAAAUCGAGCUCCUCUUGACGCCUGAAGAAAAGGCUAUCUUGGAUCAACAUGAGACCCCUGAUGUCAGUAAAAUAUCAUCACCAAAAUGGCAUCCUCUCCAUAGCUACGCCUUGGCACUGCAGAUACCCCUCAUGGAUAAGCUACUAAACAGUGGAGUUGACAUCAAUUCACUUGAUAAAGAUGGUUUCACCCCUCUUCACAAGGCGGUCGUAGGAAAAAAGGAGGCGGUCAUUAGUCAUCUCUUAAGAAAAGGGGCAAAUCCCCAUGUUAGAGAUAGGGAUGGAGCCACACCAUUGCAUUAUGCUGUUCAAGCUGGUGCCCUGCAGACCGUGAAGUUACUGAUUAAGUACAAGGUUGAUGUCAAUGUUGCUGAUAAUGAUGGAUGGACUCCACUGCAUUUAGCCAUACAAAGUAGAAAUAGAGAUAUAGCAAAGGUCUUGCUUGUCAACGGUGCAGACAGGACAAGAAGAACCAAGGAUGGAAGGACUGCACUGGAUCUAAGCUUAUGUUUUGGAAGGGAUUUCAAGUCAUAUGAUCUGGCAAAGCUUGUCAAGCUUAUUCCAGCAAAUAGAGUGUGAUUUUGCUCCGCCACAAAUUUUAGAGAAAAAUUGACCAAAUUUUAGCCAAUGCAGCCUCAGCUGAGCCAUCCAAUAGUUCAUGGAAUCGGUUGUUCCUUUCAUUUUUUUUUCAAACACAGUUCCACUGUUCUAAUCAACACUCAUGCAUAGCUUAUGAAGAGGGGUCCAGGUGCAGCUUAAAGAAACAAGAAAGGGAUUAUUAGCGUCAGUCAUCAGACAACUUUUUCUUGAUGGCCUACUCCAGCUGAUCUGACGGAUUGGCUACAGUUGUUCCAUUGGAAGUGUGUUCUGUAGUCUGUUCGACAUAACUCAAAAGAUGAACCUAUGGGCAUACAUGCAGUUGUCUUUUGUUCAGCAAGUCUUGUACCAAAGGUGAUAUUUAAAGUUCAAUCUAUUAGCCUAAUUGUUUUGGCCAAACAGUAUAACCAAUCGAGUGAUCUCGAUGUGCCUCAGGAUACUCGCAGAUUGUAGCUGUAUGUAUUACUGUAUCAGUCACGUUCCAAGACAAGUUGAGUUAGCACAGAUUUACAGUGCAUGAAA